Messenger RNA from Impatiens glandulifera, 1577 nucleotides. RefSeq lists its product as uncharacterized. The record is from RefSeq and is a predicted model, not a curated record. Lineage: Eukaryota; Viridiplantae; Streptophyta; Magnoliopsida; Ericales; Balsaminaceae. Bases 45 to 1472 code for a protein of 475 amino acids. Gene Ontology annotation, molecular function: acetylglucosaminyltransferase activity. The transcript has 3 exons.
UUUGAUGAUAUUCUGUUGUAAGUAAGAAUUAUAAACUCUCUCUAAUGGCUACUACGAUGUCAUCAAAGAUCAAAUUGGCAUCAAAAAGUUGCAAUUUUAAUCUCUUCAAAUACCUUAGUUUUUCAGGAGUAGUUCUCUAUUUGUUCUAUCUAUUCCUUUUUGCCAAUACCCAUAUUCGGCAGCCUGAUUCUCAUCUCUCGAGUCAUUAUCAGAAUCAUCAAGUUCCUCCAACCAACAUUACCCAUCUGGUUUUCGGUUUGAUCGGUUCUCUCAAGGCCUGGAAACACCGCCAUGCCUACAUUGAGACCUGGUGGCGACCCAAUGUCACCCGAGGCUAUCUCUUCCUGGACUCUGCCCCAACCGGAGCCGCCUCGGCCUGGCCUGAUUCCUUCCCCCCACUUCGAGUCUCAGAUAACAUCUCAACCCUUAUAAAGGAAUCAGGCCAUGUGGCCCCGAUCAUGGCCCGAAUGGUUCAUGGGAUUUUGGAAACGGUUCGGGAAGGGGAUGAUGGUGUGAGGUGGUAUGUAAUGGGGGAUGAUGACUCUGUUUUCUUUGUGGAGAAUUGGGUUAAGGUUUUGGCUAAGUAUGAUCAUACCAGGUUCAUGUAUAUUGGUGGGCAUUCUGAGAAUUUGAUGUCCAACUAUUGGUUCUCGUUUGAUCAGGGUUUUGGUGGUGCCGGGUUCGCGUUAAGCCAGCCAUUGGCGGCUGCUUUGGUGAAGAACUUGGAAGGGUGUUUAAGGAGACACCCACAUUUGAAAUCUGCUGAUUUCAUUACUCAAUAUUGUGUUGAUGAAUUGGGUGUUUCUCUCACGCCUGAAAAAGGGAUUCAUCAGAUAGAUUUGAGAGGAGACAUAUCAGGUUUUCUCUCCUGCCACCCACAAUCUCCACUCCUUUCACUCCACCACCUUGAUAUUGUUAAUCCAAUUUUCCCGACCAAGGACAGAUUCAAAUCUGCCGCCCAUAUUAUGUCGGCUGCCAACGUCGACUCCUCCCGCAUCCUCCAACAGACCAUUUGCUACCAUCGUGACUAUAACUGGUCAUGGACAUUCUCUGUUUCAUGGGGCUAUUCGGUCUAUGUUUACGAGACAACCCAUCCCAGGACUCUCCUUAAACGACCUCUAGAGACAUUCUAUCCGUGGGCACGUAACGCUGGACCUGCCCAAUACAUAUUCAACCCGCGGUGGCCUCCGGUCACCGAUGGCUGCCGAACCCCUCACGUUUUCUUCUUCGACUCCGUUCAAAAGUCGACGGAGAAUAUCAGGACGGAGUAUGUUCGGGUAUUGGAUAGGAACUUGACGACAUGUUCUUUAGGUAAACAUUCGGCUGAUUCUAUACAAAGAAUUAAGGUUGUCUCUCCCAUGACAGAGCUCAUUCAGUACGAUAGAAGUGAAUGCUGCGAUGUUGUUCAUUUAGAUGCAAAUAAGGCAGAGGUACAAAUCAGGGCUUGUAAAGACAAUGAGUUAAUUGCUUGAAUCUUGAUCCAAAGUUCAGAAAAAAUUGAAGUUAAUUAUUUGUACCCAGUCCUCAAACCGGUACUCUCUAGUCUCUCCUAACCCAGGGGCGUAGCUCGCUUAACU